This is a messenger RNA of Mesitornis unicolor (brown roatelo), 8095 nucleotides long. RefSeq names its product AHNAK nucleoprotein (gene AHNAK). Gene Ontology annotation, biological process: regulation of RNA splicing. Gene Ontology annotation, cellular component: nucleus; cytoplasm; costamere. The annotation marks the transcript as partial. The record is from RefSeq and is a predicted model, not a curated record. Lineage: Eukaryota; Metazoa; Chordata; Aves; Mesitornithiformes; Mesitornithidae. The transcript is spliced from 3 exons.
GGCUUCAAAGCAGAAGGCCCAGAGGUUGAUGUGAACCUGCCCAAAGGAGAUAUUGAUAUCUCUGGUCCCAAAGUUGAUGUUGACCUUCCUGACGUUGAGCUGGAAGGCCCAGAGGGGAAGUUGAAGGGUCCCAAGUUCAAGAUGCCUGAAAUGCACUUCAAAACACCCAAAAUCUCCAUGCCAGACUUCGACCUGAACCUGAAAGGCCCCAAAGUGAAGGGAGAUGUUGAUGUCUCUGUCCCCAAGCUGGAAGGUGACCUGAGGGGCCCUGACAUUGAUAUAAAAGGCCCCAAAGUCGAUGUUGACCUUCCUGAUGUUGAGCUGGAAGGCCCAGAGGGGAAGUUGAAAGGUCCCAAGUUCAAGAUGCCCGAGAUGCACUUCAAGACACCGAAAAUCUCCAUGCCCGAUGUUGAAUUUCAUCUGAAGAGCCCCAAGUUGAAAGGGGAUCUGGACGUGUCCAUUCCCAAGCUGGAAGGUGACCUGAAGGGUCCUGAGGUUGACAUCAAGGGCCCCAAAGUCGACAUUGAGGCUCCUGAUGUUGACAUUCAUGGCCCAGAGGGAAAAUUCAAAAUGCCCAAGUUCAAGAUGCCCAAAUUUGGGGUUCCUGGCUUCAAAGCAGAAGGCCCAGAGGUGGACGUGAACCUCCCGAAAGGGGAUAUCGAGGUGUCUGGUCCAGAGUUGGACAUUGAAGGCCCAGAGGGGAAGGGGAAAGGCCCCAAGUUCAAGAUGCCCGAGAUGCACAUCAAAACACCCAAAAUCUCCAUGCCCGACAUCGACCUGAACCUGAAAGGCCCCAAGGUUAAGGGAGAUGUGGAUGUGUCCGUUCCCAAGCUGGAAGGUGACCUGAGGGGCCCUGAAAUUGAUAUCAAAGGUCCCAAAGUUGAUGUUGACCUUCCUGACGUUGAGCUGGAAGGCCCAGAGGGGAAGGUGAAAGGCCCCAAGUUCAAGAUGCCCGAGAUGCACAUCAAAACACCCAAAAUCUCCAUGCCCGACAUCGACCUGAACCUGAAAGGCCCCAAGGUUAAGGGAGAUGUGGAUGUGUCCGUUCCCAAGCUGGAAGGUGACCUGAAGGGCCCUGAAAUUGAUAUCAAAGGCCCCAAACUUGAUGUUGACCUUCCUGAUGUUGAGCUGGAGGGUCCUGAAGGGAAGCUGAGGGGCCCCAAGUUCAAGAUGCCUUCCAUGAACAUCAAAGCACCCAAAAUCUCCAUGCCCGAUGUUGACUUUAAUCUGAAGGGCCCCAAAGUGAAGGGAGAUGUGGAUGUGUCCGUCCCCAAGCUGGAAGGUGACCUGAGGGGCCCUGAAAUUGAUAUCAAAGGUCCCAAAGUUGAUGUUGACCUUCCUGACGUUGAGCUGGAAGGCCCAGAGGGGAAGUUGAAGGGUCCCAAGUUCAAGAUGCCUGAAAUGCACUUCAAAACACCCAAAAUCUCCAUGCCAGACUUCGACCUGAACCUGAAAGGCCCCAAAGUGAAGGGAGAUGUUGAUGUCUCUGUCCCCAAGCUGGAAGGUGACCUGAGGGGCCCUGACAUUGAUAUAAAAGGCCCCAAAGUCGAUGUUGACCUUCCUGAUGUUGAGCUGGAAGGCCCAGAGGGGAAGUUGAAAGGUCCCAAGUUCAAGAUGCCCGAGAUGCACUUCAAGACACCGAAAAUCUCCAUGCCCGAUGUUGAAUUUCAUCUGAAGAGCCCCAAGUUGAAAGGGGAUCUGGACGUGUCCAUUCCCAAGCUGGAAGGUGACCUGAAGGGUCCUGAGGUUGACAUCAAGGGCCCCAAAGUCGACAUUGAGGCUCCUGAUGUUGACAUUCAUGGCCCAGAGGGAAAAUUCAAAAUGCCCAAGUUCAAGAUGCCCAAAUUUGGGAUGCCGGGGGUGAAAGCAGAAGGCCCAGAGGUGGACGUGAACCUCCCAAAAGGAAACUUGGAUGUUUCUGGUCCUAAAGUGGACAUUGAAGGCCCAGAGUUGGACAUUGAAGGCCCAGAGGGGAAGGUGAAAGGCCCCAAGUUCAAGAUGCCCGAGAUGCACAUCAAGGCACCCAAAAUCUCCAUGCCUGACGUUGAAUUCAAUCUGAAGAGCCCCAAACUGAAGGGGGACGUGGAUGUGUCCAUUCCCAAGCUGGAAGGUGACCUGAAGGGUCCAGAUAUUGACAUAAAAGCCCCCAAGGUUGACAUUGAAGCACCCGAAGUGGACAUCCACGGCCCAGAAGGUAAAGUUAAAAUGCCCAAGUUCAAAAUGCCCAAAUUUGGGUUUUCUGGGUUGAAAGGAGAAGGCCCAGACAUUGACGUGAAUGUCCCCGAGGCCCACGUUGAUAUUUCAGGUCCAAAAGUUGAUGUUGCCGUUCCUGACCUGGACAUCGAAGGCCCCGAGGGAAAACUGAAGGGCCCUAAAUUUAAGGCGCCCGACGUGCAAUUCAACGUGCCCAAAAUCUCCAUGCCCGACAUUGACUUGAAUUUGAAAGGCCCCAAACUGAAAGGUGACGUUGAUGACUCUCUUCCCAAAAUCGAGAGCGAGCUGAAAGGUCCCAAGGUGGACAUCAAAGGCCCUGAAUUAGAGCUCGAGGGCCCAAAGCUUGACCUAGAGGGAAAAGCUAAAAAAUCCAGGUUUAAGCUGCCCAGAUUUGGCUUUUCUGGCCCUAAAAUGCAAAGCCCUGAUGUGGAUGUGAAGCUUAAAAAACCUGACAUCGAGGUAUCUGGUCCAAAAGUCGAUGUUCAGGCUCCGGAUGUGGACAUCCAGGCCAAAUCGAAAGGGUCGAAAUUUAAAAUGCCCUUUCUGAGCAUUUCUUCACCCAAAGUUUCGAUGCCAGACGUGGAGCUCAACCUGAAGGGGCAUAAAAUGAAAGGGGAGUUGGAUCUGUCCAGCCCCAAAUUGGAGGGGGAGCUGAAAGGCCCCGAUGUGGACAUCAAAGGCCCCAAAGUCAACGUUGAGGCGCCCGACGUGGACAUUCACGGCCCGGAGGGGAAACUCAAAAUGCCCAAGUUCAAAAUGCCCAAAUUUGGGGUUCCUGGCUUCAAAGCUGAGGGCCCGGAGGUGGACGUGAACCUCCCGAAAGGAGAGCUGGAUGUUUCGGGUCCCAAAUUGGACAUCGAAGGUCCCAGCUUGGACAUUGAAGGCCCGGAGGGGAAGCUGAAGGGUCCCCAUUUCAAGAUGCCGGAAAUGAACAUCAAGGCCCCCAAAAUCUCCAUGCCCGACAUCGACCUCAACCUGAAAGGCCCCAAAGUGAAGGGGGACGUGGACGUCGCCCUUCCCCAGGUGGAUCUGAAGGGCCCGGAUCUGAACGUGAAAGGACCGGAAGUGGACGUGGAGGUUCCUGACCUGGACAUCGAAGGCCCCAAAGGGAAACUGAAAGCCCCCAAGUUCAAGAUGCCCGAAAUGAACAUCAAAGCUCCCAAUAUUUCCAUGCCGGACUUUGAUUUGAAUUUGAAAGGCCCCAAGGCCAAAGGAGGUGUGGACGUAGACCUCUCAGUGCCAAAACUGGAAGGGGACCUGAGCGUCCCAGACGUGGAGCUGAAAGGACCCAAGGUCGACAUCGACACACCUGAGCUGGCGGUGGAAGGGCCGGACGGGAAGUGGAAAGGCCCCAAGUUCAAGAUGCCUGAGAUGCACAUCAAGGCGCCCAAAAUCUCCAUGCCCGACGUUGACUUCAACCUGAAGGGCCCCAAACUGAAGGGAGAUGUAGAUGUGUCUGGUCCCAAGAUCGAGGGUGACCUGAAGUGUCCUGAAGUUGACAUCAAAGGCCCCAAGGUUGACAUUGAUGUUCCUGAUGUGGACAUUCAUGGCCCAGAGGGGAAAUUCAAAAUGCCCAAGUUCAAGAUGCCCAAAUUUGGGAUGCCGGGGGUAAAGGCAGAAGGCCCAGAUGUUGAUGUGAACCUGCCCACAGGAAAUUUGGAUGUUUCUGGUCCCAAAGUGGACAUUGAGGGUCCAGAGUUGGACAUUGAAGGCCCAGAAGGGAAGCUGAAGGGCCCCAAAUUCAAGAUGCCCGAGAUGCACAUCAAGACACCCAAAAUCUCCAUGCCCGACAUCGAUUUGAACCUGAAAGGCCCUAAAGUGAAGGGAGAUGUGGAUGUGUCCGUUCCCAAGCUGGAAGGUGACCUCAAGGGCCCUGAAAUUGAUAUCAAAGGCCCCAAACUUGAUGUUGACCUUCGUGAUGUUGAGCUGGAAGGUCCAGAGGGGAAGCUGAAGGGCCCCAAGUUCAAGAUGCCCGAGAUGCAUUUUAAGGCUCCGAAAAUUUCAAUGCCGGAUUUUGAUUUGAACCUGAAAGGCCCGAAAGUGAAGGGGGAUGUGGACGUGAACGUGGCCGUGCCGUGUGUGGAAGGUGACCUGAAAGGGCCAAAAGUUGAUGUGAAAGGUCCCGAGUUGGAUGUUAGCGCCCCAGAUCUUCAAAUCGAGGGCCCAGAAGGAAAGGUGAAGGGUCCCAAAUUUAAGAUGCCCGAGAUGCAUUUCAAGACACCCAAAAUCUCGAUGCCAGACUUCGACCUCAACCUGAAAGGUCCCAAAGUGAAGGGGGACGUGGAUGUUUCCGUUCCAAAACUUGAGAGUGAUUUGAAAGGCCCUGAAAUUGAUAUCAAAGGCCCAGAGGGGAAGGUGAAGGGUCCCAAGUUCAAGAUGCCUGAGAUGCACUUCAAGACACCCAAAAUCUCCAUGCCUGACAUCGACCUGAACCUGAAAGGCCCCAAAGUGAAGGGAGAUGUGGAUGUGUCUGUUCCCAAGCUGGAAGGUGACUUGAAAGGUCCAGAGAUUGAUAUUAAAGGUCCCAAAGUCAAUGUUGACCUUCCUGAUGUUGAGCUGGAGGGUCCUGAAGGGAAGUUGAAGGGCCCCAAAUUUAAGAUGCCUGAGAUGCACAUCAAGGCCCCCAAAAUCUCCAUGCCCGAUGUUGACUUCAAUCUGAAAGGCCCUAAGUUGAAAGGAGACGUGGAUGUGUCUGUUCCCAAGCUGGAAGGUGACCUGAAGUGUCCCGAUGUGGACAUCAAGGGCCCCAAAGUUGACAUUGAUGUCCCAGAUGUGGACAUUCACGGCCCAGAGGGGAAAUUCAAAAUGCCCAAGUUCAAGAUGCCCAAAUUUGGGGUUCCUGGCUUCAAAGCAGAAGGCCCAGAGGUGGACGUGAACCUGCCCACAGGAAAUUUGGAUGUGUCUGGUCCCAAAGUGGACAUUGAGGGUCCAGAGUUGGACACUGAAGGCCCAGAGGGGAAGGUGAAAGGUCCUAAAUUCAAGAUGCCCGAGAUGCACAUCAAGGCCCCCAAAAUCUCCAUGCCUGAUGUUGACUUCAACCUGAAAGGCCCCAAACUGAAGGGAGAUGUGGAUGUGUCUGUCCCUAAGCUGGAAGGUGACUUGAAAUGUCCUGAUGUGGACAUCAAAGGCCCCAAAGUUGACAUUGAGGCACCAGAUGUUGACAUUCAUGGCCCAGAGGGAAAAUUCAAGCUGCCCAAGUUCAAGAUGCCCAAAUUUGGGAUGCCGGGGGUGAAAGCAGAAGGCCCAGAGGUGGACGUGAACCUGCCCAAAGGAGAUAUCGAUGUUUCCGGUCCCAAACUGGACAUUGAGGGCCCAGAGUUGGACAUUGAAGGCCCAGAGGGGAAGGUGAAGGGCCCCAAAUUUAAGAUGCCCGAGAUGCACAUCAAGGCCCCCAAAAUCUCCAUGCCUGACAUCGACCUGAACCUGAAAGGCCCCAAAGUGAAGGGAGGAGUGGACGUGCAUGUGCCAGGAGCCGAAUGUGAGCUGAAAGGUCCAGAGGUCAACAUCGGUUCUCCGAAAUUAGACAUAAACGCCCCAGAUGUCGAUAUUGAUGGUCCCGAGGGUAAAUUUAAACUUCCAAAAUUCAAAAUGCCCAAAUUUUCCAUGCCAGGCUUUAAAACGGAGGGGGCGGAUGUGGACGUGAACCUCCCGAAGGGGGACAUCGAGAUUUCGGGCCCCGGCAUCGACGUGGAGGCUCCUGAGCUGAACGUGGAAGGGAAAGUCAAAGGUCCCAAAUUUGCCAUGCCCGAAAUGCACGUGAAGGCUCCCAAAAUCUCCCUCCCUGACGUCGACUUCAACAUCAAGGGCCCUCAGCUCAAAGGAGACGUUGAUGUUUCUGGGCCCAGGCUCGAAGGUGACCUGAAGGCCCCCAAAAUAGACAUUGACGCUCCCGACGUGACCAUCGAGGGGCCGGAAGGGAAACUGAAAGGUCCCAAAUUCAAGAUGCCCGAAAUGCACGUCAAGACGCCCCAAAUCUCCAUGCCUGACAUCGACCUCAACCUGAAGGGCCCGAGGCUGAAGGGUGACGCUGACCUUCAGGGCCCGAAGCUCGAGGCGGGUCUGAAAGGCCCCGAAUUUGACAUGAAAGGCCCCAGAGUAGACAUCGAGGGCCCAGAUGUUGACGUCGAUGGGCUGGAGGGAAAAGUGAAGCUGCCCAAAAUGAAGAUGCCCAAAUUUGGGUUUAAGGGGGAAGGUCCCGACGUGGACGUGAACCUCCCAAAGGCAGAGGUGGAGCUCUCGGGCCCCAAGGUUGAUAUCGGCGUCCCCGAGGUGAGCGUUGAAGGCCCAGAGGGAAAACUGAAAGGUCCUAAACUGAAGAUGCCAGAAAUGCACGUGAACGUCCCCAAAAUCUCGAUGCCCGAGAUAGACUUGAACUUGAAAGGCCACAAAACGAAGGGAGGGUUCGACAUCUCAACCCCGAAGAUGGAAGGCGGCUUCAAAGGUCCUGAAGUCGACAUCAAAGGCCCUGAAUUUGGAGUCAAAGGCCCCGAAUUUGGAGUCAAAGGCCCCGAGGUCGACAUCGAAUGCCCCGACCUGAACAUCGAAGGCCCGGAGGCGAACGUCAAAGUCCCCAAAUUUAAGAAGCCGAAGUUUGGGUUUGGGAUGAAAAGCCCGAAGGCGGAAAUCAAAGCCCCGGGGGUGGAAGUGGAUUUGCCCGAGGCGGAGCUGAACGUGGAGUCGCCCGACGUCGGCGUGGCCGGGAAGGGGAAGAAGAGCAAGUUCAAGAUGCCGAAAAUUCACAUGAGCGGCCCCAAAGUGAAGGGGAAGAAAGGCGGCUUCGACGUGAACGUGGGCGGUGGGGACCUCGAGGCGAACCUGAAAUCUCCCGAGCUGGACGUGAACGUGGCCGGUCCGGAUGUGACCAUCAAAGGUGACGCCGCGGUGAAGUCCCCCAAAGGGAAGAAACCCAUGUUUGCGAAAAUCUCCUUCCCGGAUGUCGAAUUUGACCUGAAAUCGCAUCGGUUUAGAGGCGACGCUUCCGUGACGGCCCCAAAAAUCGAAGGGGAGCUUAAAGCGCCCGAUUUGGAAGGCAAAGGCCCGGGUCUCAACGUGGACGUGGGAGCUGCUGACGUGAGCCUGAAGAAACCAAAACUGAACCUUUCCGGUGGGCAGGGGGGCGUGGGGGGCUUCAAAAUGGAGGGCGACCUGAAAGGCCCCGCCAUCGACGUCGCCGUUCCCUCCGUCCCGGUGCCGGACGUCGAAUUUGGCGCAAAAGGACCAAAAGUGAAAGGCGAGGUCGGCGUUGCCGGCGCAGAACUGGAAGGGAAAGUGAAGUUGCCCAAAAUGGGUCUGGAGAUGCCGGAUGUGAACAUGGAUGUUUCGGCCCCGGCCGUGGGGGGAAGCCUGGGGGGCGUCAACUUCAAAGGGCCCCAAAUUUCCGGCCCCGAUUUUGAUGGAAACCUGAAAGGACCAAAACUAAAGGGAGAUCUGGGGGGUUCGUGCUCCGUGGAAGGGCCAAGCCUCAGCGUGGAGGCGCCGGGCGUUGACGUGGGGGGGAAGCUGAAGUUGCCGAAAUUUAAAUCCCCCGCUCUGGAGGGGCCCGAUUUGAGCGUGAAAGGAGGCGUCGACUGCUCCGUCCCAAAAAUGGAGGUGGAUGUGAAGGCCCCGGGUGCAAAUCUCAACCUCGGCCUCCCCGGCGUCGACAUCAGAGGGCCCUCGGUGGACGUUUCUGCCCCGGAUUUGGACGUCGACCUGAAAGGACCAAAGUUGAAAGGAGAUCUCGGCGUUAAAUCCCCCAAAGCAUCGACGGACGCCCCUGAAUUUGAGAUUUUGGGUGGCACCAUCAAGCUCCCGUCCCUCAAACUGCCCCAGUUUAACAUCUCCGGUCCCGGCGUGGAUGGAGGCGUCGGUCUCGAAGGAGGCCUCAAGGCCUCGGGGGGCG